Molecule: messenger RNA, 8360 nt
Organism: Corythoichthys intestinalis (scribbled pipefish)
Lineage: Eukaryota; Metazoa; Chordata; Actinopteri; Syngnathiformes; Syngnathidae
Exons: 35
Coding region: 164-8014 (2616 amino acids)
Source: RefSeq, a predicted model, not a curated record
UUGGUGGGAUCCUGACAAAUGCAAUACUCCACUCCCAAACUGAAACCGAAACUCUGGUGUAUUGCUUGCUUCUCGACAGUGACUCGACUUUAAAAGAAGUAACUUUUUGUAUUGUUGUUUUAUUUUUAUUUUAUUAAGUACGUUCAGGUCCAAACAUUUUACAAUGACUUCUUUUUUUGAACUGCACUUCGACACCAAGUGGAGGGAAGGUUUAGCAUGUCAGAUCUGCCUCACCAAAUAUAAAAUAUUUGCAGAGUUCAAGCGCCAUAUAUCCUCAAAAGAGCAUCAAAAGAAAAUGACACAAGUUUUUCAAACAGAAAGCCUUUCUCCCUCUGGCAAACUACCUCGCAUUAUUGUUAUUGAAAGAGACGUCCAACUGACCACGCAACAGCCCCUUCUAGGUUUGCAACUGCUGACGAUCUGUUUCAGUAGAACAUUAUCGAAGGUUUUCUACCUUUGCCACAUCUGCAAGGAAAAUGUGCGUGACAACAAUAUCUUGGAACACCUCAACUCCAACCACCACAGAGUUAACUACCACUCUAACAAUCCAGAUAUGGAGCAACUUCCGUGUGAAGAUAUGAGCCCCAGUGGACGAAAGCGAAAACUGGAAGAAAAUUCAGACGCCGGCUGGAUGGGAGCGCUAAAAAUUUUAAAUUUGCCUCAAAGGCUUCUCAACUUGUACAAAGAUUUUAGCUACUAUCAAGCAGUGAUGAAGUCUCUCGAUGCUUAUAAGGUCCCCAAGCUGUUUGAAGUAGGUUCUGAGCCAAAGAAACUAAGAAUUGAAGAGGCUCAACGGAACGGUCCCCCCCAUCCGGAUGCUUCUGAGAAGUCAUACAAAAUACUUUGUCAGAACUGCAAUAUUGAGUUCAACACACAGGCGCAAUAUUUCCAGCAUGUGGAAAAUGACCAACAUGUAAUGUGGACAAGGAGCCUCACCAGACAAGGAAAUAACCACUCCUCGUCUAAUCCGAUAGAAUUGAAAGAUCCCAGGAAGGCAGCUCAAAGUUUUCUAAGUCAGUCACUCAAUGAGGGUAUAUUCAAUCAACUGGAUGAGCAUUCAGUGCCAGGCGCAUCCAUGAUGGUGUUCUGUUACUGUUCGAAAGCCAAGUGCGACCCCAUUUGUACCUGUUGUGCUUGCCAGGACACAUUUCCGAAGGAUUUGUUGAAGAAGCAUUUGGAGUCACACAAGCACCUGCUGCAAACACUGAUGUAUCUAAAUCCCUGGCGAUUGCCGUUCGGUUGGAAACAAGUUCCCGGAAGGAAAUUCUUGGAGUCUAUGGUGAAAAUGGAGGAGAAAGAAAGAGGGUGGAGUCAGGUUGUCCUUAAGGUGAUGGAUUUGCCUUUCUCACUGUUAAAUAGAAUCAACCCGCCGAGUUUUGAAAAAGUGAUGGACGAGCUCAGGAUUCACCAAGUUGUUUUAAAGCGCAACAUACCGCCGUGCCAAACCUACAGCCAAUGCUUUGAAAACAAGACCUUUCCCAUUCUGGGGCACAACUUUAUCGUGUCGUACGAGUGCAGUCACCCAUCUUGCGAUUCCAUGUACGAUUCAUUGCUGUGUCUGAUGUGUGGAAGACUGUUGGUGAACCAAGAGGACUAUGCUCACGUUUUUAGCUGGGAACACGUCUCCACCUUUCUUGAGCGGUUCCAUCCUGGCUCGUUGACUCCGCAAUGUGAUGCAAAAACCUUUCUCGAGCUGGCAAACAAGGCUGCGCGUAUUCACAUGGUGUCACAUAUGCAGAAAAUUAGAUUGGAUCGGCCCAUCAAGGAAUCGUGCACUUAUGACAAAGUGAAAGUGAUCUUGGGUGCAGCAAAGAAGAGGGGCAGCAAAGGUUUGAUUAUACCGCUCAUCCUACCCCAAGCACCUUUGGCAAACGGAUUGCCAAGCAAGUUGAAGAAACUUCCUUUGAAAAAUGGCAAUAAAAGUCUCACAAAGAGUAAUGGGGCUUCCACACCAAAAGAGACAAAAGAUGAGACUGGGCAACAGAGGAGUGGCCAUGUUCCAACUUUCAUAAAGGAGGAAAGUCAGCAAAAGAUGCCAAGCAUUGCUCAGGAUGAAGAGAUUGGCAAUAAAAAGCAAAUCCAAAUCUCCAGAGAGAAUACACCAUGUGAAAAAAAGUUGAAGAUAAAAUGUGAGACUCUUGAACAAAAGGGGACUGCAACUACCUCAGUAUCGAAUGUAGUCGAGGCUGAAGUCCUUGGUUUUGCCAGCAUUGAAACUGACUCUAAAUCUAGUGCACUCUGCUCAUCAAGUUCGAAUUCUACACCUAUCGUUGUGAGCUCUGGGUUCAUUGCACAAGCACCAAACACAAGUUGUACUACAAACCCCACAAUAUUGUUAACAACAACCGCAAGCUCACGGUCCACAACAUCUCCCUACAGUUAUGCUACAAAAUCAGGUGGAGUGGUGGAAACAACCUACAGUGCCACAGCACCUGCCAGCAUUUACAUGCCAAAAUCAGGUAGAGUUGCAACAACUACAUCUGGUUCGUCCGUCACCAACCAUAUUGGUAGUUUGACAACAACAACCCCUGUGGUAACUUCCACAACAUCUGGUAAUAGGUAUGCUUUGAAUGUCAGUAGGGCGGCUGAAACCACUCCCAGUUUAACUGUUGUCACCCAAUCCACAGCACUGAAAAGCCAGUACGCAACUAAAUCUAGCAGAGUGACGACAACCACAGCUUUGAGCUGUCAUACAACUAUCACCAAGUCCUCUGCACCUACUUGUUCCGGUAAUACCAAAUCUUACAUUGUUGCAGAAACCUUGCCCAGUGAUUCCUCAACCUCGACCAAAUAUAUGGCGCUCUCUGCGACUACUACACUGUUCAGUAGCAGGAGAGUAACAUCAAUGUACUCAAGUGGAACUGCAAGCACCCCAAAGGUUACAGCAACGACUACUUGUACAACAAAGUCGGGGAACAUUACAACAUUCUCCAGUGGAACUUCAACCACCAAGAAGUCCACCGCACCUGCUACCGUUUGUACUGCACCAUCUUCAAGAGUUGCAGCUAGUACCACCAAGUCCACAGAAAUGAACAUUCAUGAUUGUUCAACUCCAUCUACUGGACCUGGAAUCAAAACCAAACCUGUGGCUACUACAGUCACCCAUGGCACCACCAAAACUAAAACAACUCCUGUCAUCCAUGAUGCGAAAAGCUCUUCAUUAGGGACCGCACCACGAACAACCACCAAUCUCGAAGCUACAACAGUCAUCCAUGGUGCUGCACCUAUCAUCAGCUAUCCUUCCCCUACCAUCAAGGACACGGCAACAAAUCCUAUCCAUGAUGCAACAACCUCUAAACUUAUCACAACGGCGUCCACCUCAUCGGUCACUAGUUGUGUGGUCUCAACCUUAGAAAUUACAGCUGCAAACUCUGACCCAAGAACUUCUAUCACUGUUUCAUCGUCGCUGCACAAAGCACCCAAAGAUGGAACUGAAAGAAGAAUUCAGGGCUCUAGCAGGACAUGUGAGAAAAACCUAUCUGUUCCUUCUCAUGUUGUGGUACCAACCUCAGCAGAGGCGGUGGUUAGACACAGAAAAUCACUAAACACUGAUUCAAAACAAAAGCUGUACAUGUGUCACCCUCCUUCUUCCAGACCUGGAACCUCAACAGCCAAGAUAAUGAAUAGCAAAACUAAGCCCACUGUUUCUAAAAUUGGUCAAAGCUUUAUAGUUGCAGUAAACUGCAGUGGGAGAAAGCAGUCCUACUGCACUCUUUGUGGCAUCAGAUUGGAUCGUUCCAGUCACCCUACAGAAAACAUUCACCUAUAUAAUUAUAUGAAAUGGAGGUUCCCGGAGUUGACUGAUGAGCAGUUGGCGGGCAUUAACCUGGAAGACUUUAUAUUUGGCAUGACUGAGGUGGAGAAAUGUAUGGGACUUCGAAACUUCCAGACAAUAAGAGUGACCAACGAUGAGUACAACCACUUGUCUGAGCUUCCAGAGGCCCAAGCUUUACAGAAAUUGAAGACCCACUUCUUGGUUUCAUCAAACACUUUAACGGCUUUAGAACAAGUUUCCCCUGCCUCCUUACAUGGAGCAACAAGUCCAGAAGAUGCAUUGGACACAGAGGCUCAUGCUAGUACUUCUACUAGCUUAACUGCCGAGCCAGAAGCCACUGUUCAGACGACCCGUCAAGGCGAAUUCAGUGAAACGAUGUCUGGGCAGCAGAAGAUAGAUGAUCAUGAUGAUUUUGCUGAAGAAAAUCCAGAAGGCUUGAAUGACUCCUUAACGUCAGUGUCACUGGGCCCAGAAUCACAAUUAAAUGAAGAAAAUGAUGAUGAGUGCUCACCUUCAGUGUUGUUAGGACCAGACCUGCACAUUGGUGAUACAGAUGUCAAGGAUAUGGAGGAAAGUCUGUCCAGCUUCAAUGAGCCCUCACCAGAACUGUCAUUAGGCCCAGAGCAACAAAUUGCUAGUACAGGCUCAAAGGACGUUCAGGAUCUGGAAGGUUCGGAGUCAGGCUCAUCUUUAGAGCUGAUAGAACCAGACACACAUUUUUCUGAUCGAGAAUUAGAGCUUGAAGAUGAGGAUUUGGAGGUCUCCAAUAGGGCCUCACCUUCGUCACCAGGACCAGAACUGCCUCCUGAGUUGGAAACGGGCACACAAAAUCGGAUUGUAAGAUGCAAAACUGAACGUGAGUCCAUUCUGCAUGAUGCACCAAUCGAUGAAGGAUCUAAUGUAUCCCAGGUCCCCAUUCUUGGGCCAGGAAAUGGAAGUAACUUGAAUUCUUUCUUGUGGGUGAGGUACCGGUCCAAGAAGCCGAUCAUAGGUCUAUCAUCUGUGUACGAGUGCUGUGGGACAUUGAAAGAUUCAUUCUACUUGUGUGAGAGCUGUGACCAGAAAUUCAGCCUCCAGGAUAUCUGCCAGCACAUCGUUAGUGAUGAGCAUCAGCUCAAAUACAUGCUAAGAGCUUACCCUCAUUUACUGGAUUCAUUUUGGUAUGAUGAGGACUUAAUGCAGGAGAUGAAAUUGGAUAUCCUCAAUGAUGUCAUUGUUAAAAUUGCAGCGCAGGAGCGUUCCAAAAACAGUGACGCAAAGGUUGUAUUCCUCUGCCAAGAUAUGUACGAGUCUGUUUGGAAUGCUCCAUUUGCAGAAGCUCUCGACAUGCUGCAGCAUGGCACCUUUCAGCCUGGCGUCUCAUCGCAACAAAAUGAAAACCGAGCAUCUGAGCAACAGAGUGGACAAACCAAGGACUUGCCUGUGGACAUGAAUGCUGAUUCUGUUCCUGCCUCGUCUUCCGCUAGAACCUCCUUCGGUGCCCAAAAGACCUGCACAAGCUCUCAUAUUCCAACACAACCAUCAAUUUUGAGUCCUGUCUGUAGUACAUCACCUCCCUUCCAAAUGAAGGUUGAGCAAAUGGAUAUGCAAUAUAAGCCUCCUGAAAACUUGGUUUCUGUCACUAAGGCCCCCUAUUUUGUUCAAGUUAAGAAUGAGCCGAUGAGCUGGCAGGUACAACCUCAUGAAAGGCCUAGUCCUAUCUCUAAAGACCAGCCCAGUUUGGAAGUGAAAGCUGUAACGAUGCCGCAAGAGCAUGAAACUGCUAAAGCCAUUUCUGAGGAGCAGCUACAUUUUAAAGUGAAGGAUAAACCGAAGCCCCAAGUGUCUGAAACUACUAAAGCUAUUCCUGAGAAGCAGAUCGAAGAUAUCAAGUCAGCAUUCCCUCUCAAACCAAAGUCCAAAUCUGCUGGACGCACUUUUGAGACUCAUCCUAGUUUUGAAUGGAUUUUUGAACCUGUAUCUUCAGAGUCUGAUUCUGGUGAACCUGCUGGUGUCAUUUUUGAGAAGUGCAGUUAUCAUACAAAGGCUGAGCAUUUACCUUCAGAGUCUGCAUCUUUUGAAACCGUUGAUCCUGUUUUUGAGGGACAGCCUCGCUAUCAAAUAAAGGCUGUGUUGAUGCCUUCAGAGUCUGAAUCUUUUAAAACAGCUGGUCCCAAGUUCAACGAGCAGCCUAGCUUUGAUUGGAUUUUUGAACCGGUAUCUUCAGAGUCUGAAUCUGGUGAAACUGCUGGUCCCAUUUUUGAGAAGCACAGUUAUAGAGCGAAGGCUGAGCCGUUACCGUCAGUGUCUGAAUCUUUUGAAACCGCUGAUCAUUUAAAGGCUGGGUUGAUGCCUUCAGAGUCUGAACCUUUUGAGACAGCCGGUCCCAUUUACAUGGAGCAGCCUGGCUUUCAAAUGAAGGCUGAGCCAAUGCCACAAGAGUGUCAAGGUCAUGGAACUGCUGAUCCAGUUCUUGAGGAGUUUCAAAUGCCAAAUAUUUUUCAAAUAAAGGAUGGAGUGGCUCUCUUGCCUUUAGGGUCUCCUGUAACUGCAACUCAAGGCACAGACAACGUGCCUAGUUCUCAGGUGAAAGCUGAAAUUGUGCUUUUAGAGGAUAUAUCUCCUUUCAGUAUUGGUUGCAUUUCCAAGACACAACCAAGUUCUCAAAGAAAACAUGACCUGAUUUGCCCAGAGUCUACUCCAGUCACCAAAAUGCCAUCUAGUUUUCAUGUAGAAGAGGCAUUUCCGAAAGAUGUAACUUCCUCAACUCUGGGUCCAACAAUUUCUGAAGAGGAAUACCUCCCAACCAAGAAAAGAGCAUCUCUCGAGUCUUUAGAUGAUCUCAUCAGGAUUUGCACCAAUAAGACCCAAAACAUUGAUUUUCGGCCAGUCAAAUGCAAACGGAAGUCAAUGGAAACCCACCCACCACCAUUCUCAGGGAAUCUGGCUCCUGGUGACCACAGUGGUUCUGUGAUACAAGAAACAAACUCAAGUUUGAAGAAAUGCCAUCCCAAGGCCGUUGACGGUAUUGCUGUCAGCACCAGCCAGCCAAUAGCUCAAGGCUCUAACUUGAUGUCUGUGCAGCCCAUCAACGUGACGAGGAACAGUAGAUGGGAUUCAAAGACCCUUAAAAGUCCGUCGACCAGGCAAGGGAUCCAAUGUGUCACGGCGGAUCUUCCUCCUGCGAGAAGCUCACCCCAGGAGUGCUCAAUGAUUAAAAGUCAGUCGGCAGUGCCAGGGAUGCAAUGUGUCAUGCCAGAUCCUCCUCCUGCUUCUGUGAUACAAGAAACAAACUCCAGUUCGAAGAAGUGCCCUCCCAAGGCAGUUGACGGAAUUGUUGUCAGCACCAGCCACCCCAUAGCUCAAGGGUCUAACUUGAUGUCUGUGCAGCCCAUUAAUGUGGCGAGCAAGAGUAGAUGGGAUUCAAAGACCCUUAAAAGUCCGUCGACCAGGCAAGGGAUCCAAAGUGUCACGCAGGAUCCUCCUCCUGCGAGAAGCUCACCCCAGGAGUGCUCAAUGAUUAUGACUGAUAAUUCGACCAACACAGUUGUUUCCCGUGAGCCAAAUUUAUUUAAGACUGAAAAACCACAACUGGCAAACAUUAGCCAAAGUUCCAUUCCCGAACAGACAGAAGUGCUUCAGUGCCAUACUAUUUUAGAAAAUCGUGUACAAUACGAUUGCAAACUCGACAAAGAUCAUCGACAGAUGGCAGCGCCUCAAGGCAAUACAAAUACGGUUGAACUUUCGGAAAACCGUGUAAAUUGCAAUUUAGACAGAGCUCAUCGGGAAAUGCUCACUGGUGCGAUGGCGGGUCCAAGUGAAUCUCAGCUGUCAAGUUCAGGUAGUCACAUCCCUUUUGUGUCACAAGUCAAUUCAGAGUCUGCUCCCAUCGCGCUGACUACAGAUCACAGAACAGCAGGUAGUCACAGUCUUGGGAAGAAUAACGUAGAAGAGUCUUCUGCUCUACAGUUUCACUUCCCACAGGGAGCCAACCAUUUCACCAUGCCAUUCUUGGGCCACUAUCCAUCAGCCAUGGGAUGGAUGAAUCAGCCAUCUCAGCAGUGGUUACAACACCAGCAGUAUUCUUUGCCAUGGGUUCAAAAUACUGUAAAUUGGACCAACGAUCCCAACUACCUGUGUAAUUUUUCCUUCGCAACUGCACUCUACCCUGGCCAUAUCCUCCCACCAGUUCCCAGUGGCGGACAAGGAAAUGUAAGCUUUUCCCAGCCCAGUAAGGCUCAGUUCUCAAAAAAUAAGUAAGUUAGCCUUUCCGAGUUAAGAUUAACACUAUCCUGUCUACAGUAUUACCACUCAAAAACAUUGAAGCGUUUGAAAAUUUCAGCUUCAUGGCUUGGUUUGUUACAUUUUUUUGAAGGUUUUUGCCAUAUUUGGUAUUUUUUUUAUCAUUUUAUUACAUAUAUUUAUAUAUCUAUUGCUGGAGUUCCAUUUUAUGUUCCUGUGUGAACGGUUUGUGGAAUUGCAUUGAAAUAAAUGGGACGUGAUCAGAAGCUAGACAUUAACAUUUUGUCAGGAUGCAUUAAACCGCUUUUGUCAAAACUGGUAUUUCUUAAUCUGAGGGCUAUUAAAUUCUAACAUUUUGCUCUCA